AUCACACAUACAUACAUAGCCCAUGGCGCCAUAGGCUCUCUCGGUGGAAAGGAGGCUUGCACAGUAGCAGUCAUCAGUACUGUUCGACAUUUUUUUAUUUUUCUUCAUUUAUAAUUCCAUGAGAGAGAACAGCAUAUUAACCCGCUCGGCAGAAAACGUCUCUGCUAUUGUCAGGUUAAAGAUAUCAAAACCCAUCUGCUGUCUGCCUCUCAUUUAUUCUCCUCUUUUUUUUUUUUUUUUUAAGAUAAUUUUACUUCUAGUUUACAGAGAAAAUUUAGAAAAGAAAAAGUUUGAAUUAUAAAACAUUUGGCUUUUUUCAUUUAUCAUUGGCUGUUGGUGUUUGCUUCUGCUUGCUUUUCUAUGCCCUGGUUUUCCUUGUUUCAUAUUCUGUUCUUUUUAGUUUUUUCUCUAAUAACUAGCAAUAAAUAAGAUUCUCGAGAUUAGAGUCUGAGACAAAGACCCCAGGACUCUAUUCAAGCUCUUUCUGAACUUGGGUUUUUCAUAAACAGUGAGAGGUUGUGUUGUGUGAGAAACAAACCGUCUCACUAUCAUUCUGAUGAAGGAGAGAGGAGGCUCUCUUGGGGGAGAGAGCCUGCCUGAUACCAGCAGCAGCACCACCACCACCACCAUCACCACCAGUAAAGAAGAAGAUACUCAAGAACCAAACUCAACACAACCACCUGUCCCAAAAAACUGAACUCAUUUUGUUACUGACUUAAAACCCAUAAGCACCAUCUGGGUUCUUUUGUUUUUGGGUCUCUUUUGGUGUUUGAUAGACUAAGCACCCAAAAAUCACUCUCUGGUUCUGUGUUGUUUUUGGCCUUCUCGAUCUUUUAGGUGUUUUUUUUUUAUAUAUUUUUUGGCUUUGGUGGGUGUAUAUAUGGCACUUUCUAUGCACAAUAAGGAGGGAAAUAAUAAGCAGAUGGAUACAAGCAAGUAUGUGAGGUACACACCUGAGCAAGUGGACGCAUUGGAGAGGGUGUACACAGAAUGCCCAAAGCCUAGUUCUUUGAGAAGGCAGCAGCUCAUUAGAGAGUGUCCUAUCCUUGCCAACAUUGAGCCGAAACAAAUCAAAGUCUGGUUUCAAAACCGCAGAUGCCGUGAAAAGCAGAGGAAGGAAGCUUCACGUCUCCAUACAGUGAAUAGGAAGCUGACUGCCAUGAACAAGCUGUUGAUGGAAGAGAACGAUCGGUUACAGAAGCAGGUCUCACAGUUGGUUUAUGAGAAUGGAUACAUGCGUCAACAACUGCAGAAUGCUUCAGCAACGACCACAGACAAUAGCUGUGAGUCUGUGGUCAUGAGUGGUCAGCAGCAACAACAGCAAAACCCAACACCUCAGCAUCCCCAGCGGGAUGCUAACAACCCAGCUGGUCUUCUCGCAAUAGCAGAGGAAACCCUGGCAGAGUUCCUUUCUAAGGCUACUGGAACUGCUGUUGACUGGGUCCAGAUGAUUGGGAUGAAGCCUGGUCCGGAUUCUAUUGGCAUUGUUGCUGUUUCCCGCAAUUGUAGUGGGGUUGCAGCACGAGCCUGCGGCCUUGUGAGUCUAGAGCCCACAAAGGUUGCUGAAAUCCUCAAAGAUCGUCCAUCUUGGUUUCGCGACUGUCGGUGCCUUGACGUAUUGAGUGUAAUUCCCACAGGAAAUGGGGGCAAAAUUGAGCUCAUAUACAUGCAGACUUAUGCACCAACAACAUUGGCUGCAGCACGUGACUUUUGGACGCUGAGAUACACUACAACUUUGGAAGAUGGCAGUCUCGCGGUUUGUGAGAGGUCAUUAACUACUAACACUGGUGGUCCAGCUGGACCACCUGCUUCGAGCUUUGUAAGAGCUGAAAUGCUUCCUAGUGGCUAUCUAAUUCGACCUUGUGAGGGUGGUGGCUCCAUCAUUCACAUUGUGGACCAUGUUGAUUUAGAUGCUUGGAGCAUUCCUGAAGUUCUGAGGCCCCUAUAUGAAUCAUCCAAAAUUCUUGCUCAGAAAAUGACCUUGGCUGCCUUACGGUACAUACGGCAAAUUUCACUAGAGACUAGUGGAGAAAUUCAGUAUGGUGGUGGUCGACAGCCUACUGUUUUAAGAACAUUUAGUCAGAGACUUUGUAGGGGUUUCAAUGAUGCUGUCAAUGGAUUUGCAGAUGAUGGUUGGUCACUUCUCGGUGGUGAUGGUGUGGAGGAUGUGACCAUUGUCAUAAAUUCAUCUCCAAAUAAAUUUCUAGGGUCUCAAUAUAAUGCUUCAGUGUUCCCAACUUUUGGAGGAGGGGUGCUGUGUGCAAAGGCAUCAAUGUUGCUGCAGAAUGUCCCCCCUGCUCUGCUUGUUCAGUUUCUGAGGGAACAUCGUUCAGAGUGGGCUGACUAUGGGGUUGAUACCUAUUCUUCGGCAUGUCUCAAAGCUAGUCCUUAUGCAAUUCCUUGCGCAAGACCUGGGGGUUUCCCCAGUGGCCAGGUCAUUUUACCUCUUGCCCAUACUGUGGAGCAUGAGGAGUUCUUGGAGGUAGUUCGGCUGGAGGGCCAUGCCUUUUCCCCUGAAGAUGUAGCUUUGGCACGGGAUAUGUACCUGUUACAGCUUUGCGGUGGAGUUGAUGAAAAAGCUGUUGGUGCCUGUGCCCAGCUUGUCUUUGCACCUAUUGAUGAAUCCUUUGCUGAUGAUGCUCCUCUGUUGCCAUCUGGUUUCCGUGUCAUACCAUUAGAUCCUAAAGCAGAUGGGCCUGCUCCAACUCGCACAUUAGAUUUGGCCUCUACGCUUGAAGUAGGUGCUGGUUGUGCACGCCCAUCUACUGAGGCUGAUACCAACAAUUAUAACCUUAGGUCAGUCCUGACAAUUGCAUUCCAAUUUACUUUUGACAACCACUUGCGAGACAAUGUGGCUGCUAUGGCUCGCCAAUAUGUGCGUAGUGUUGUGGGGUCGGUUCAGAGGGUUGCAAUGGCUAUUUCCCCUUCACGGCUCAGCUCCCAUAUUGGGCCAAAGUCCCUUCCUGGCUCUCCUGAGGCUCUUACUUUGGCACGAUGGAUUUACCGAAGCUACAGGAUCCACACCGGGGGAGAUCUCAUUCGGGUUGAAUCCCAAGCUGGUGAUGCUUUGUUGAAGCAACUUUGGCACCAUUCAGAUGCAAUUAUGUGCUGUUCCUUGAAAACCAAUGCAUCUCCAGUCUUCACUUUUGCAAACCAGGCUGGUCUCAACAUGCUUGAAACAACUCUCGUAGCCCUUCAAGAUAUUAUGCUUGACAAGAUUCUCGAUGAAGCAGGCCGGAAGAUUCUUUGCUCAGAGUUCUCUAAGAUCAUGCAACAGGGGUUUGCAUGCCUGCCAGCUGGAAUAUGCGUAUCCAGCAUGGGGAGGCCAGUCUCCUAUGACCAAGCUAUUGCAUGGAAAGUCCUCAACGAUGAUGAUUCCAACCACUGCCUGGCCUUCCUGUUCAUGAACUGGUCUUUUGUUUGAUGAUUAAGAAAAAUACCUAGAACUUGGCUAUCUAUUAAGUUAUAUAUAUUUCCUUGUAUUAGUAUCCGAGAAACUAUGACAUUUGAAUGUAGUAAUGACAGGAUAUCAUGAAUGAAUUUGUCUUCAUGUGCAUGGUUA
Hevea brasiliensis (rubber tree) is the source of this 3562-nucleotide messenger RNA. Its product is annotated as homeobox-leucine zipper protein ATHB-14-like. NCBI's taxonomy places the organism in Eukaryota, Viridiplantae, Streptophyta, Magnoliopsida, Malpighiales, Euphorbiaceae. The coding region runs from base 881 to 3424 and encodes 847 amino acids. The transcript has 18 exons. Gene Ontology annotation, molecular function: DNA binding; DNA-binding transcription factor activity; lipid binding. The record is from RefSeq and is a predicted model, not a curated record.